AUGAUAAUCUAACUAGUGUUCCACUUUAUUAGGUUAUUAUUCUUAUAUAGAGAAAAUGAUCAAUUUAUUACUUUUAUGAUGGUUCUAUUUAUUUUGUAAAUUAUGCUAGAAAUCUUGUGCUAUUCAAAAAAAACCCUUAUUUAAUAAAUCUUAUAAUAUUCUAUAAUACUAGCAGAUAUUAUUGUCUUUUAAGUCGAGACUAUAAAGUAUGGUUUUAAUGAUGUUCAUUAAAAUUUUUUUUUUAUUAUUUUUAUUUAAGCUUAAGGAGAUAUACAUAAUGAAAAUACAUCAAAAACAAAAUAAUAAAUUCUUAAAUAUUUUCUUUUAAUUUUGUUAUUUCUUAACUAAUAAUUUGAAGUGGAAUGUGAAGAUAAAAAGGAAAUUUUAAAUUAGGAGUAUAUAUCAAUAGUAAACUACAAAUUAAAUAUUUUACUUAUAAUAUUCUUACUUUCUAAGAGUUAAAAGAUUGAUAAAGAGAAAUAAAUAUAAAAAAGUGGAUCUAUAAAAGUAGAAUAAUUAAAAUUUAUCAAUGAUUAAAAUGAAAAUUAAAAAAAACAUUGUUUUACAUAAAAAUCAUCCUCUUUUCAUGUAAGCGAAAUAGUAGAAGAGUUUUAAACAAUUAGUAAAGGAGUCAUUCAUUAAAAUGUUGAUUUUAAUUUGAUUUUGGAUGCACUUUAAGAAGGUGUAAUAUUAGUGCAUUUUGAAAAAUCAGAUGAUCCAAAUUUACCUAAUCUUUAAAUUGAAUACUAAAAUUAAAUUAGUAAAAAUAUGUUUUAGAAAACAAAUGAAGAUCUUCUAUAACUAUUUGAAAAAUUACCUACUGAAGUUCUUUAAGAUGAAUAACCUAUAUUAGCAAGGAGUUCCUUAGUUUUAUUACAGAGUUUUGCAUCAUAAUAAUACAAAAAUAUUCAUAAAAGAGCAUCAAUAUUGAAUGCUGUUUGUACAUUUGCUUAAGAUACAAAGAAGGAUUGUAAAUUUAAUAAUAUUCAUACAUAAUCUCCUGGUAUGGCAUAAUUAUCAUACUAAGUAAAUUAUGAUUAACUAUAGUUUAGCUUAAUACAGUAUUAAAAUGUCUUAUAUAUGUUUUUACUAAAAAAAAACUAAGAUUUGAGAUCAAUGGUAAAGUUGAAGCUAUGAUCUUGGAGACAAAUUUUGAAGUAGACAAUAAUAAAAAAUUGAUUGAAUUAAUCAUAACUUUUGGAGGGGAAAACAUUUUAUUGAUUUUAGCUCGUGAUGUUGUUCAUAGGAAAAAUAUUAAAGAACUUUUGGAUAUAAACUAAUCUAAAUCUAAGACUUUGUCUUUUGUAAGUCAUGAGUUUCGUUCACCACUAAAUGUAAUGCUUAAUAUUUUAAGUGAAUUAAAAGAAGUUUCUUUUUAGAAUAAGAAUCUUUUUAAAAGCAUUUAGAUAGUUAAAGAAAAUGCUGCAUAUAUGUUAAAUUUAGCAAAUGAUUUACUUGAUUUAGCUCAAAUUAAAUCAGAAACAUUUAAUUUAAAUUUAAAAACUUUCAAUUUAUUAGAAUUAGGAGAGGAAUGUCUUUAAAUGUUUAAGCUUUAGGCAGAAUAAAAAAAAAUUGAAUUGAAAAAGGAAACAAAUAUAACACCAUUAUAUUUAUUUACCGAUAGAAAUAGAUUAAAAUAAAUAUUUAUUAAUUUGAUUGCUAAUGCAAUGAAAUUUACAUAAUCAGGUUCAAUUAUAAUAAUAUUCUAAUAAAAAGGAUUAUUAGUCGAUGUUGGGGUUAAAGAUUCUGGUAUAGGAAUUUCUGAGGAAGGAUAAUAAAAUUUAUUUAAAGCUUUUGGAAAAAUUAAAGAUGUUUAACAUCAAAAGUUGAAUGAAUAAGGGGUAGGAUUAGGAUUAGUAAUAAGUAACAAAAUAGCUUAAUAAUUAUCUUAUAAUAAUUAAGGUUUAUAAGUAAUUUCAAAUUGUAAUAAAGAAAAGGAUCAUGGAUCUUUCUUUUACUUAACUUUAAGUAUUUAGGAUUUUCAUUUAAAAGUUAAAUCAAUAAAAAUAGAUCAAUUAAGUAAUUCUAUAGAUUUUCCAAUUAUUUAUGAAGAAGAAGAUCUUCCAAAUUACAAUAUAACAACUUUUGAUGCUCUUAUAUCUUAAAAGGGUAGUACUAGAGACACUAAAAUGUAAUGUUAGCAUAUUUUAAUAGUUGAUGACAAUGUAUUCAAUCAAAAUAUUCUAGAAAUGCAAAUAUCUUAAUUGUAUUUAUUUAUUAAUUCUAUAAGUACAAAAACCAAAAUUGAUAAAUCAUUUAAUGGAUUGGAAGCAUUAUAGUUUGUAAAUUCAAAAAAAUGCAAUGAAAAAUGUACUGGUUACAAUGCAAUAUUUAUGGAUUUAGAAAUGCCAAUUAUGAAUGGAAUGGAGGCUUCUAAAUAAAUCUUGAAAACUAAACCAGAUAUUAAUAUAUUUAUUGUUUCUGGAUAUGAUGAUGAUAAAAUAUAAUAAGAGGGUUAUAAAUUGGGAGUCAAAUAGUUCUUAAUAAAACCAUUUUCAAAAGACAAAGUAUAAAAAAUUAUUUAAGAAUAUAAUUUGUGA
Messenger RNA from Paramecium sonneborni, 2540 nucleotides. The record is from the annotation of a GenBank genome assembly. NCBI's taxonomy places the organism in Eukaryota, Ciliophora, Oligohymenophorea, Peniculida, Parameciidae.